Messenger RNA from Cooperia oncophora, 597 nucleotides. NCBI's taxonomy places the organism in Eukaryota, Metazoa, Nematoda, Chromadorea, Rhabditida, Trichostrongylidae. The record is from the annotation of a GenBank genome assembly.
GACGAUGAUCUAAGGAGGUGGUCGUCUGAAGUGGCUAAAGAAAUCGCCGAACAGAAACCCGAGUUCGCCGUGGUUCAUGUCCAAGGACUCCAUUCGGCAGAUGAUCCUGAUUACAUAUCCCGAGUGAUUAUCAGCGGGAUACUUGAUAUUCCUGAAAUUCACAAGCAUUUCGAUUCUUCGGUGGCAUUCUUCGAUACUACUAUUACGGGCCUUGGCAAUCUUUAUUUGUUCCGUGAUCAUUCUGCAGUACUGCAUUUCGACAGAUACCUGAAUACCGGUUAUCGACAAGUUCGUCCUGGACACGAUUCCAUCAUUGGAAGGUCAGAAGCCGAUGGUUUUAUCAGAAACACCUUCGGAGAGCAGCCGCCCUUAGUGCGACGGCAAUUCUAUAGAGAUGACGGCACACGUGACAUUUCGCAGCAGAGGACGGGAUUCCUCCUGACUCGAUUCAGAAUCCAUGGAAAAGAGAUGACAUUUGUCAAUCUCAACCUGCACUCGGUUCCGUUCGAAGAUGUGAAUGAGAUCGUCGAACACGUUCAGGUCACGAAAGCUGCAAGGAAACGUAACGAAGAAAUCGAAACUUUAUUGAGAGAGUAA